AUGGCGGAAGACAAGGAAGCUACGACGAGCUCACUCAGUCAAGGACUCACUCCUCAAGACCCCGAAGAUGCUCCCAAGUCUCCUCCCAACUCUCCAAACUCUUCUACUCGCAAAGCUUGCUAUGCUGUUCUACAGAGUUGGGUGUCCAAGAAGUUUAUGACUGGAUUUGUCGUCCUGUUUCCUGUUGCUGUCACAUUCCUCAUCACUUGGUGGUUUAUCCAGUUCGUUGAUGGUUUCUUCAGUCCGAUAUACGAGAGCCUUGGUGUUGACAUAUUUGGACUUGGGUUUGUUACAUCUGUACUCUUCACUUUCUUUAUCGGAGUAUUUGCAUCGUCGUGGCUCGGUUCUACGGUUUUCUGGCUCGGUGAGCAGUUUAUAAGGAAAAUGCCCUUUGUGAGGCAUCUUUAUUCAGCUUCUAAACAAAUCAGCACUGCUAUUUCCCCCGACCAAAACACAACCGCAUUUAAAGAGGUGGCAAUUAUCCGUCAUCCUCGUGUUGGUGAAUACGCAUUUGGAUUUAUCACAUCGUCGGUGACACUUCAGACGGACCAUGGAGAGGAAGAGUUGUGUAGUGUGUAUGUGCCAACGAAUCAUCUGUACAUAGGAGAUGUGUUUUUGGUGAGCAGUGAAGAAAUCAUACGGCCUAAUUUAUCCAUCCGAGAAGGAAUAGAGAUCAUAGUAUCGGUAGGGAUGACGAUGCCGCAAGUGAUAUCUCAUGUGGACAGAACUCCUCACAAACACAAUCUUAGGAUUCCUCUCAAUAGAGUUUGA
Microthlaspi erraticum is the source of this 771-nucleotide messenger RNA. The record is from the annotation of a GenBank genome assembly. Lineage: Eukaryota; Viridiplantae; Streptophyta; Magnoliopsida; Brassicales; Brassicaceae.